UUAUCUUUUAAUAGAAUAAUGUGUUAAGAUUAAACUAAUUGUGUAAAUUGAACACGCGGUGAGCUGUGAUAAGGGGCGUACACGAAGUGUGAUCUCCCUCUCAAUUCAAGCGUUAAUCUAACGCUGUACAAACGUUUACGAGAGACUGAAGCUGAUGGGGAAUAGGAUUUACAUCACCAAAGCAGAACGCAUCACUGAUUCCAGGCAACUCCCAUGGUAGCUCUUCAUGUCUGCAAACAGCAGUUCAGAGUGCAGCCAAACACAACAGACAUCUGAGAACGCGUGCCAAACUUCAGCAGAUGCAGGCGCUGGGGAAACUUCUACGAUUGAGGGAAGCGAUGUAGCGCAACUAGCAAGUACAGACAGGCAGGCUUCGCCCCACAACGCCGCAGAUGACGCCAGGCUCGGUAGCCAUGACCCCAAGCCAAGCAUUAUCAGUAAUGACAAAGCGGUGUCCAACUCGCCGGCCUCGCACAGGCCAUCGCCGCCAAGUACUGCGACUGGUGGUGGCGGUGGUACGGUGGUUCAGACAAACGUGUCACCCAUCCAGGUUUGUCCGACUAGUAGUGUGGCGUCUCCUCGUAUCUCAGUGCCAAAGGCCCAGACUACUCCCACUCAACCAACAAUGGUGAAGACUGUCGCCCCUACUCCUCCAAGGACACCUGCACUAAAAACCAGUGUGGCCAUGGUAAGGCCACCACAAACCGCUUCAGUCCAGCUUCCUGCAACAUUCCAGAUCCCGCCGGGUAUGGUGCUGGUGCGUAGCGACAGCGGGCAGCUAAUGCUCGUAUCCCAGCAGGCUUUAGCGCAGGCUCAGAGAGUCGUCAAUAACCCAGGCCUGGUCCAGCCAUCUGCGGCCACUGUCAUCAGGAAGCCAGGAUCUGCCCCGAUCAUCAGAGUCUGCCCUCCUGUCAGCACUCCCAGGGCCACCUACACCAUGGGGACCAUUCCACCAAGGCCUAGCUCCACCACAGGGCCCACCUUACAGAGGCCCAAUGCUGUGGGAAGGGUUGCCUACAGGCCCACCACAGCUGUGGGGACCAUCACUCAGAGGCCCAGCUCCACCAUGGGGACCAAUACGCAGAGGCCCUGCUCUGCCGUGGGGACCAUUCCCCAGAGAGCCAGCUCUGCCGUAGGACCUGUCCCCCAGAGACUCAGCUCAGUUGUAGGAGCAACUCGUCAACACAUCACUUCCACGACAGGAGCCACCAUCAUUAAGGCUUCUGUAGCUGGACUCUCCACCACUCCAGCUGUGGGUCAGUCAAACCACCCAGGAGGCCUUGCCCCCCGAAUUCUUUCAACAAAUGUCCCCACCAAACCCAAGACUGCUCCCUCCAAUGCCGUUUCCUCGCAGACAAUUGAGAAUGUGAAGAAGUGCAAGAACUUCCUGGUGACAUUGAUGAAGCUGGCCUCCAGUGGCGGUCACUCCUCAGACAUGGGUAUGAACGUCCGCAACCUGGUCAAAAGCCUGCUGGAUGGGAAGCUUGAAGCAGAGGAGUUCACAGAGAAACUUUACGCUGAGCUGAAAUCAUCUCCUCAGCCAUACUUGGUGACAUUCCUGAAGAGGAGUCUCCCUGCUGUGCGGCAGCUCACCCCAAACUCCCAGCUCUUCAUCCAGCAGUGUGAACAGCCCAGUGCCCCUCCUGCCCAGCCCUCCACCUCCGGUCAGCCAGUGAGGUCAACUCAGCUGCUGAUUCAGCCCCAGCAAACUGUAGUCAUCAAGAAGCCUGUGACCUCACAACCUGCUGCCCAGGGAGGGGGUGUGGCCAAACACUUUUUGCUCCAGACCAACAGAACACCCACCACAGGUGUGAUAGUGGGGCCCUCAGCACAGAUCUCAAAGUCGCACCCCGCAUCCUCACUGCCCACUCUCAAUCUCAGCUUUAAGGAGAGCACCGGCACCUUCCGGGAUGAGGAUGACAUCAAUGAUGUGGCAUCCAUGGCUGGCGUGAGCAUUAGUGAGGAGAGAGCCCGUAUCCUGGCAACCGGCGCAGAGUCGGUUGGACUGGUCGUUAGGUCUUGCCGAGACCAGCCAUUUCUCUGUCCCACUGCCCUACGCACACGCAUUACUCAUACAGGUAGUGUGUGUGUGUGUGAAACCAUGUCUGUAGGUGUGUGUGGUUUGGAAGGAGAUGUUGUGGGUCUGGUGUCCCAUGCCACUGAGGAGCGGCUCCGAGACCUGCUGGGAAAACUCUCAGUCACUGCACAACACCGCCACCUGCAGUUGAAGGACUGCUGGCAGUACCAGCAGGUGACCGAUGUUCGGAGUCAGCUGCGCUUCCUGGAGCAGGUGGAGCGACUGCAGCAACAGCGCAGGGAUGAGGAGGAGAGGGAGAUGCUGCUCCGCAUCGCCAAGAGUCGGUCCAGCAGGGAAGACCCUGAACAGCAGUGUCUCAAGCAGAAGGCAAAAGAGAUGCAGCAGCUGGAGUUGGCUCAGGCCCAGCACAGACAGGCUAACCUGGCAGCUCUCGCUGCCAUUGGUCCCCGCAGGAAGCGCCCCCUGGAGGUUAGCAGUGCUGUGGGUCAGAGGAGCACGUCUAGGCCUGUGUUGCGGGUCACGCUCAGGGAUCUCAUCUUCUGUAUGGAGCAGGACUCCCAUCUGUCCCAUUCCCUUCUGCUCUACAGUGCCAUGCUGAAGUAAUCUCUGGACACGGACAACUGUUCCAAUGGAGUCAGACAGCCUGUGGAGCACUGCCAUUGGACAGCACUUUCUAUUUGUGUUUCAUGAGGAAGAGAUGUGCAUUGCACAACAUAUGCUAUAAUUUCAAGUUAUUUAUGUAUAUUAUGUAAACAUUUCAAUGUUGUGUUCCAUAUGAAAUGUGUAAUCUGUUUAUUUUUGACACUGAACAUGA
Molecule: messenger RNA, 2852 nt
Organism: Alosa alosa (allis shad)
Lineage: Eukaryota; Metazoa; Chordata; Actinopteri; Clupeiformes; Clupeidae
Gene: taf4b
Product: TAF4B RNA polymerase II, TATA box binding protein (TBP)-associated factor
Exons: 15
Coding region: 227-2641 (804 amino acids)
Biological process (GO): transcription initiation at RNA polymerase II promoter; DNA-templated transcription
Cellular component (GO): transcription factor TFIID complex
Molecular function (GO): DNA binding; RNA polymerase II general transcription initiation factor activity; protein heterodimerization activity
Source: RefSeq, a predicted model, not a curated record